Molecule: messenger RNA, 1972 nt
Organism: Hyaena hyaena (striped hyena)
Lineage: Eukaryota; Metazoa; Chordata; Mammalia; Carnivora; Hyaenidae
Gene: AMZ1
Product: archaelysin family metallopeptidase 1
Exons: 6
Coding region: 1-1497 (498 amino acids)
Biological process (GO): proteolysis
Molecular function (GO): metallopeptidase activity
Source: RefSeq, a predicted model, not a curated record
AUGCUGCAGUACAGGCCGGCCCAGGAGUUCAGCUUCGGUCCGCGGGCCCUGAAGGAGGCGCUGGUGUCCAGCGACCCGGCCCUGCAGCGCCUCUACGCGGCUGCCUUCACCCCAGCGGAGAGGCUGUUCCUGGCCGAGGCCUACAACCCCCAGAGGACCCUCUUCUGCACGCUGCUCAUCCGCACGGCCUUCGACUGGCUCCUCAGCCGCCCAGAGGCCCCCGAGGACUUCCAGACCUUCCAUGCCUCCCUGCUGCCCCGGAGACAGAGCCCUGCCCGGAAGCAUAUCUACCUGCAGCCCAUAGAUCUGAGCGAGGGCCCGGCGGGUGGCGCCCUGCUGGAGUACCUGCGGAACUGCACGGAGGCCUUUUUCCUGGGCUUGCAGGUCCGGUGCCUGCCCUCAGUGGCGGCUGCGUCCAUCCACUGCUCCUCACGCCCCAGCCAGGACUCCGACAGGCUCCAGCUCCACACUGACGGAAUCCUGUCUUUCCUGAAGAGCAGCAAGCCCGGCGACGCACUGUGCGUGCUGGGCCUCACACUGUCUGACCUGUACCCCUGCGAGGCCUGGAGCUUCACCUUUGGCAAGAUCCUGCCAGGGCACGAAGUGGGCGUGUGUAGCUUUGCCCGGUUCUCGGGGGAGCUCCUGCAGUCGGGGCCCGGUGCCGCAGAGCCAGCCCUGGUCCAGGCGGCAGCGGAUGGCCCUGAGAUGCCCGUGCAGGACAGAGACCAGACGCUGUGCUUCAGCGCCCUGGGGAUGGUCCAGUGCUGCAAGGUCACCUGCCACGAGCUCUGUCACCUGCUGGGGCUGGGGCGCUGUCGCUGGCUACGUUGCAUCAUGCAGGGGGCGCUCAGCCUGGACGAGGCCCUGCGGCGGCCCCUGGACCUCUGUCCCAUCUGCCUGCGGAAGCUGCAGCACGUCCUGGGCUUCAAGCUUGUUGACAGGUACAAGAGACUCUAUGCCUGGACUCAAGCUGGGAUGCGGCCCGACCCGGGCAUAGGGGCAUCUUCUGCCGCAGAUGAGACUCCGCCCUGCAGCGCCGACUCGGGCCUGAGCUGCGAGAGUGGCUCAGAGCCUGGCAGCAGCCUGUCGGAGCCCCUGACCCCCGAUGUGUGGAGCUGCACCCCAUCUGCAGGGCCCGAACUGGAGCCUGAGGAGGGGCUAGGCUCCCCGACUGCCUCUGACAGCCCGCCCGGGCCCCCGGUGGACGCCAUCCGGGAGCACAGACGAUGGCUGGAGCAGUGCAUCCGAGCCCUGGAGCGGGAGGUGACGGAGGAGGAGCUUGCGCAGGUGGACCGGGCCGUGGACGCCCUGGCCGGGUGGGAAAUGUUCACGGGGCAGCUCCCGGUCCCCAGGCAGGACCCACCCUGUGGCCGCGACGGCUCUGGACUGCGCCGGGUCCUGGGUGACACAUUAUCUUCUCUGCGGAGGAAGCUGAGCACACGCAAGCUGUCCAAGGCAGGCUCGUCCCCUGGCCGCAGGAGCGAUGAGGGGAAGUAGGAGACCGUCUGACCCCAGGACGCCGCCCCCCACCCAGCCUGCUCUGCAGAAGCAGAGAAACGUCCCCCUGCAGCCCUGCUACUGCCCCCUUGCCCCAUUCCCUGCAGGGAGUCCUCGAGCCUGGCUUGGAUGGUGGCCGGGGGUUGGGGCUGCAGCCAGUCUGCACCUGGAGAAGCGGUGGGGGGUGGAGGCUCCAGUUUCUAUCUAUGCUGUAUGCCCCCUGUCCUCCCACCCUUCCUAGAGUGGGACUUUCUCACACUCACGGCUUUCUGGUCCUCAGGCCUUCACGUGGCAUCCCAGAGACCGCUGCAUGCUGUCACCCACAGUGGUGACAGCAAAGGCACUACUCAAAGGCGUUUCUCACUCGUUCCAACAAGUGCCGAGGGUGUGGCCGGGGUGGCCAGCCCGGGGGUCAUCUGUCUGCCUCCAAUUCUGUCAAACUUUGUUUCCCACAUUUGAAGCCCCUCUGUGUGCA